CGAGAUAUAUGGAGAAUUCUAUAUGCAGGAAGAUUUAUACACCGCAUAUUACAUCCCAUAAGGUUAUAAAAAAAAGUACGCAACCAAAUUUUAUGCGCGGGAAUUAAUUUAUAUUCAUACAUCUGUUGAGACACGCGCGAAAGGUUUUGCAUGUUGAAUUAUUGUUACAACGGUCUCAUAUACUCGGUUGUAGCAUCUGUCAAAUUUCGCGUCAUCAAUACGGAGAAAACCACAUGACCGUAAUAUAAAUAUUAUGUAACAACAAUUCAAUAAUCAUCAAACUAAUACGCGCAUAAUGUGACACAGGCGCCGCGAUUUAAGCAUCACAAACAACAAUCAAUCGCGCUUUAAAAAUACCGAAUCGAUCGAGAAACAAGAAGAAUUUUGUACACACAGCUAUAGAGAAAGAAGAUCACUUUAUACACUACAUUCUAUAUACCAACUUAAUAAAAGGUAACUAAAUUUCACAACAAGUCAAAAAAUUAAAACUUCUUCUCCAUCCCAAUUUUUCAAAAAUGAAAAUGCCAGCUCAUUCAUUCUCCACGUACCAUAAUUCUCUCUAUAUAUACUAAAGGAAAAGCUCGACACAUCGCCACACAAACACAAACACAGCAAUCAUUCACAUAACAAUACUCUUGUCUUCCUCUCUAAUGGCGGCGGCGGCGGCGGCAGGCAACAACGACAUGAUCCGCCUCAACGUGGUGGUGAUGGUGACCCAGACCCUGCCCGAAAACGGCUGCGAGGACACCAUGAUGAAUUACCGCGUCUUCACCCUCCCCCACGCGCCGCUGCUCAGGGCGGACACCGCCGCCCCGUUGCUGCGCGACGUCGUGGGGUUCUUCUCCGUCCCGAUGGACCCUGCCAUCGUCGAAAAGGUCGUCGAAUCUGCCUGCCACCUCCUCCUCCCUCCUCCUCUCGCUGAUGGUGAGGCGGCGGCAGACAAUGAUGGUGCCCCGCCGCUGACCACGGUUGAGAUCACGGUGGACCACGGGGUCGUGUCCGUGGUUGGAGAUUUCGAUGAGGUGAGCGACGAGGAGGACGAUAGCGAUAGCGAUUGGGACGACGAGGAUGGUGAUGAUGGUGGUGAGGGGGAAGGGGAGGGAAUGGAGGUGCAGGUGGAGGUGAAGGUGGAGGAGGCAGUGAAGAAGAUGGAGUAGAUUGAUCAUUGAGUUUGUUAGUGUUAUGUUUUGAUAUUGAGUCGUUGUUAUGUCGAUUGUUUUCGUGUUGUUAUGUAAUGUCUUUGGUUGUGUGUGUUUUGUUUUGUGUGGUUUAAUGUUUCGGUAUUAUGGAGUUUGUUAGUUUUAUGUUUUGAUGUUGAGUCGUUGUUAUGUCGAUUGUUUUCGUGUUGUGAGUGAGCAAUCAAUCAUUAAUAAAUAAUAAUAGUGGUCUGUGUUUUGGUUUGCUCGUCUUUUUUUUUUAUGAAUUGGUUUGCUCGUCUUUCUGAGUGCAUGUUCAGCACUUUUUUUUUCAUUAGUUAUUGUCUUUUUCUAUUAUCUCUUUUACCUUUAAAAAAUCACAGUAUUCAAUUAUAUUAUAUAUUAUGAUGGAUACAAAAGUGAAUGAAUUUGUAAAGUAUCACUUAUGGUUAACUUAUCACUUUAAAUAGGUUGAGAAGUACUCCAUGUAUUCACAAGGGAGGACCUAGUUGAGGAGGAGAUGUGUGAUGUAUCAAUACUCAAUUGUCAGACCUCCAUUCAAAAUUUCUAUGAAAAAUAAAUUUUACACUAUUACAAUAAAUUCCAAAACCAGAAUCUCUUACGUGCCUUUAAAAUUUUUAAUUGACGCAUCUGUUACAACAACAAUUUAUGAAAUUACUCCAGAACAAUCUUCAAAAUCGGAUUAACUAGUCACCAAUUUAUCAAUAGUUGUUUGAUUGUACACAUUGAAAGAUUUCGAGUUAAAAAUCCUAUUAUGUAUUUAUAAAACCUUUCAUGAUAUAAGAAGUCAUUUCGUAUCAUUGUGAAAAAAACAAUGAAAUUGUAUAUUGUAUUAACUAGAUUUUAAUUUUAUUUAUUAUUUAUUUAAUGUAUUUCUAUGGAUAUGUUUAUUAGUCAAAAUGUACAAAAUUAGUUGUACUCCUACUUUAUAUCAAUGUAUAAGUCAUGUGCAAUAAAAUAAGGAGUCGUUUGGAUUGAGUAUUUGGCAAAAACUUGUUAUUUGUGACCAAUUACAACACAAAUACCACAUAAUAUAAAACUUAUUUUUUGGUAUGUAAUAUUUGGUGCCAAUUACCACAUAAAAGGCCAGAGAAUCAAAAGGCCAUAUGGCAUCCAUGCUGCACAAAAUCUCUCUCUUGCAUGUUGUUUUCUCUAUUAGGAAUCUGGAUGUUUGUUUUUUUGCAUUAUUUUGCUGUUUAUAUGCAUUCGUUGUUAACUAGAAGUGAGUUGUAUAUAUAUAUAUAUAUAUAUAUAUAUAUAUAUAUAUAUAAUCGGAUCGGCAAAUAUUAAAAUUCUGGAAGUCGAAUGCCAACACUUAGGUAUGAUUUGCUUGUGCGAUUUGGGUGAUGAAUUUGGCACUCAGAUCUCAAAUAUCAAAGACUUGACACAAAUUUAUUGUUUGCUAAGGGAUACAAAUUCGUGGGGCUCAUGGAUUUGGACCCUUUUUUUAGAUCCAAAUCCGUAGACCUCACGGAUUUGUUAAUCCCACAAUUCAUUUGGGAUUUGAUAAUGGAAGACAAAAAUGUGAGACAAAUCCAUCAUGAAUCCACGAUAAAAAUUAACUAUUAACAAACAAUGUAAUCUUCCAAAUCCAUAUUGUAACAAAUCCAUCAUAAAUCUAAAAGUUUCUAAAACUCAAAACCCUUGUUUUCAAAUCCAACAAGCAAACAAGCCGAUUGACUUUUGUACAGGUUCAUAAUAUCCUCGUGUUCAUAUAUGCGCUCGUAAUAGAAUUACUAUGUCUUU
Molecule: messenger RNA, 2903 nt
Organism: Linum trigynum
Lineage: Eukaryota; Viridiplantae; Streptophyta; Magnoliopsida; Malpighiales; Linaceae
Source: the annotation of a GenBank genome assembly